This is a messenger RNA of Phytophthora nicotianae INRA-310, 2806 nucleotides long. RefSeq lists its product as hypothetical. Bases 252 to 2537 code for a protein of 761 amino acids. Gene Ontology annotation, cellular component: cullin-RING ubiquitin ligase complex. Gene Ontology annotation, biological process: protein ubiquitination; ubiquitin-dependent protein catabolic process. The record is from RefSeq and is a predicted model, not a curated record. The transcript is spliced from 3 exons. Gene Ontology annotation, molecular function: ubiquitin protein ligase binding. NCBI's taxonomy places the organism in Eukaryota, Oomycota, Peronosporomycetes, Peronosporales, Peronosporaceae.
AUACUGUAGUGUCCCAAUUAGAAGCCCAGAAAUCCUCAUCAGUAAGCGCAUCAUUUUAGAAAGGGGAAAGCAAUCGCCGUGUUCAGGUGCGUCCUUCGCUGGCUCCUUACGCCGACUACAGCGCUUCUUUCGCGAGAUCUCUCGGUGUAUCUCCUUCCUCUGCGUCUUGCAGUCUAACAACCCCGCUUUUCGCUUCGUAAUGCUCCAUCUAACGCCUACAAUAUUGUGCAUUUAUUAGGCAAUUGGAUCCUAUGGCUUCCACCGGCUUCGCAUCGUCCACUAAUGGACGCACAGGCUUCAGUCGCAAGCAAGAGCGCAGCAACAGCGGCUCAGGGCACAAACUUGGCACGAAGAAGAAGAAAAUGACCAUCAAACCCUUCAAAGUCACCCCAAAGCUGCCCGAAUCCUUUGAAGAAGACACUUGGACCAAACUGGAGGCUGCUGUACACGCCGUACACGCCAAACAAAUGUCUACACUCAGCCGAGAGGAACUCUACCGCUCCGUAGAGGACAUGUGCACGUGGAAGAUGGCUGCAAGGCUCUAUACGAAGCUAGAAGAGACCUGUUCCCUUCACAUCAGAGAGAGAGUGGAAGAUCUUGGACGAUACACUGGGGGAGACAUGAAUCUGUUCCUAGAGGCAGUACACAGACUCUGGGAAGACCAUUGUGAGGACAUGCUCGUAAUCCGCACCAUUUUCCUCUAUUUGGACCGCACGUACGUGAUGCAGACGCCCCAUAUCGCGUCCAUUUGGGACAUGGGCCUCAAUUUGGUGCGUGGCAAUCUCGUACAACGUCGAGGCUUGGAGACCAAACUCAUCGACGCGUUGCUGGAGCUCGUAGAGCACGAACGCAAGGGAGAAGCCAUCAACCGCAGUUACCUGUACAAUCUGCUACGUAUGCUGCUGUCCUUGCACUUGUACCACGCCGACUUCGAGACGCCUUUUUUGAUGGCUUCAGAAAGAUUUUAUCUGCAGGAAGGAGCCGCGACAGUCGAGUCUGUGAGUGUCCCGCAGUUUUUAAUGCAUGCGGAGAAGAGGCUACAUGAGGAGAAUGAACGAGUGAAUCACUAUUUGGAUGCAUUGACCAAGAAACAGCUCAUUUCGGUGGUCGAGAACAAGUUACUGAAGCCUCAUGUGGCUACAUUGUUGGAGCGCGGGUUCGAAACGCUCAUGGAGGAAGGCAGGAUUGACGAUUUGAAGCGGAUGUACUCGCUUUUCGCCAGAGUGGAUGCGAUCAAUGACCUCAAGACGGCAUUCUCGAAUUAUAUCCAGAAGAACGUGUCGAAAUUAGUGAUGGAUGACCAGCAGGAGAAGACUUUUGUGGAGAAAAUACUCAAGCUGAAGACGGAUUUGGACGCCGUGUUAAGCGACUCGUUCCAGUCGAACUCAGACUUUGCGUUCGCUAUGAAGUCGGCGAUGGAGAAUGCGAUUAAUGUGCGAGCGAACCGACCUGCUGAGCUGGUGGCCAAGUUCGUGGAUUCGAAGCUUCGAACGGGCAACAAGGGCGGCUCGGAGGCAGAAGUGGAGAGUCUGCUGGACCGCGUCAUGGUCAUUUUCCGGUACAUCCAAGGCAAGGAUGUGUUCGAGGCCUUCUACAAGAAAGACCUUGCUAAACGCUUGCUGGUUGGCAAGAGCGCUUCGUUCGACUUGGAGAAACUCAUGCUGUCCAAGCUGAAAACUGAAUGCGGUAGCUCCUUUACGAACAAGCUCGAGGGAAUGUUCAAGGACAUCGAUCUUUCUCAAAACGUGAUGACGCAGUUCCAGCAACACGCAGCUAGCAGAAACGCGUUGGAAGCUCUGCAUGGAAAUCGUGGCAUUCCAGACAUGCAAGUCCAAGUUCUCACGACUGGAUUCUGGCCACCAUACGCUGCUGUUGAAAUCAACCUACCGGCUGCAUUGGUUCCUCUGAAGGAGAUUUUCGACAAGUUCUACUCGUCCAAGUAUCAAGGUCGUCAGCUUCAGUGGCAACACUCUCUGGCCCAGUGUGUGGUGAAGGCUACCUUCCCUUCAGGUAGAAAGGAGUUGGUUGUGUCGCUCUACCAGACUGUGGUGUUGCUGUGCUUUAAUGGAGCGGAUUCGCUGGGCUUUAAGGAGAUUAAGGAGCAAGCACGUAUCGAAGAUGGAGAGCUGAGACGCACGUUGCAGUCUCUGGCGUGUGGUAAAACGCGUGUACUGCAAAAAGUACCGAAGGGAAGGGAGAUCAACGACGACGACACGUUCGUAUUCAACACCAACUUCACGAACCAGCUCAUCCGCAUCAAGAUUAACUCGAUCCAGAUGAAGGAGACCAAGAAGGAGAACGAAGACACCCACGAGCGCGUGUUCAGGGACCGUCAGUACCAGGUGGAUGCUGCUAUCGUGCGCAUCAUGAAGGCGCGCAAGAAGCUGUCGCACGCGUUGCUGAUGACGGAGAUCUUCACGCAGGUUCGAUUCCCCGCAAAGGCUGCAGAUAUCAAGCGUCGUAUUGAGAGUCUCAUCGACAGAGAGUAUCUCGAGCGAGACUCGAACAAUGCCCAGAUGUACAACUAUUUAGCGUGAGCCCAGUUGAAAGUUUCGAUAAGUGGCAUGGAAAACUUUGCUUUGGAGUGCUGGUGAGCGAGUAGGAAGUAAGCGUAGCAGAGUAAUCGCAACGCGUUAAAUAAGGGCGAAUUGUGCUACAGUCCCCAUCCAUGUCCUUUAGAGUCUGCAGCUCACUCGACGGGCAUAUUACUGCAGGCGUGCAGCGGAAGUGAAAAGUAGAAGAGCAUAAUUAGUGGAUACUUCUUCUUAAUAAGUACUUUGCCCGUCAGUUAUUCUGCCGCCUUCAU